UUUUUCCGUCUUUGAUUGCUUGACAGGUGAACACCAAUCGUAAAUCAUUGCUUUAAUUUUUCCCACCAUUCCCUUCACACGUAGUUUUUCAAAAUGGCCGCCGGGUGAGCAAUGACUGCGUUUCUCUAUUCGCUGUAAGUGUGAAGGGAGUAAUUUCAUUAUGACGAAGGCUCAGCAUCACCAGCAUAUACCAAAGACUCUGGAAAACGCUGGAGAGUUUCGGAUGUUUAUUUAUGAGCUGACAGAGUCAAGAAUUUUUAGCGUUAGCAUCCUGUUCGUAAUUCUUCUCAACACAGUGAUCUUGGUGAUUCAAACUGACGAAGCAUUUGCAGUGAAAGCAGGUUGGUAUCUAUCGGCUCUCGACAACGUCUUCCUUGCUAUCUAUUUCAUGGAGAUCAUUGUGAAGCUGUAUGCCCUUCGCUCGUAUUUCUUCAAGACUGGAUGGAACAUAAUGGACCUACUCAUUGUCCUUUUCACAGUUGUGGACUUUCUGCUGCCGCUGAUCGUGCAGAAUGUAGGUUCCUUCGAUGUGGCAGCCAUCUUUAGGCUACUGCGCAUGUUUAGAGCUAUCAGGGCGCUGAGAGCAUUGCGGGUGUUACGAACCAUCAGGUUUUUGAAAAAUCUACAAGUUAUCAUGACAACGAUCCUAAAAUCGUUCAGGGCGCUGAGUACGAUCGUUAUGCUACAGGGGCUCUUCCUUUAUAUGUUUGCGGUGAUAGGUCGCGGGUUAUUUUAUGAAGUAGCUCCCGCCAGGUUUGGUACUCUGGGGAAGGCGUUCUUCACACUCUUCCAGCUCAUUACUUUGGACGAUUGGUUCUAUAUGUACAGUGAUGUUGUGGCGAGAAAUCCAGGUUAUGGUUACAUCAUCUUUUAUCUCAUCGUCUACAUCGUCCUGGAGAAUUUUAUCUUUAUGAAUCUGUUCGUGGCAGUUCUGGUGGAUAACUUUCAGCGGACCAUCACAGCCGUGGAAAACAAGCCUCACAAGAAAAACAGCGGGAUUCACUUCAAGAGUGUCUUUGAAGACGUAAAGUCAGGCGAAGAUGGAAGUGCAUACUCUUUUUCGGACAAUUCUUUUUCCGAAUUUGAAGACGAGGAGGAGGAAGAAGACGCCGACAUCGUGAUUGCGAAAAAAGUGGAGGACUACUAUCCUAAAAAUAAAUUCUCUGACAGGGAACGAGCUUUCAUCGCCGAAUAUUUUACGCUUCUCGCUUCUUUGGAAUACAACGUGCAAGAGAUGCACAGAGUACAACAGCUGGCAAACGAUCUCGUGGAUAUUACAGUCUCGAUACCUGAUGUACCAGAGGAGUUAAUCUGAAGAAGAUUGGUGAACGGAGGCGGUUACAGAUUUCCCGUCGCCUCUAAAGUUACUUUUGGGCUUUGAAAAUUUUUAAAUUCUGUAACUUAUACUUAAUUUUCUGCAUUUAUCAAGAAAGCCAUUACUUGUUAAAUGAUAUUACACUUUCACGAAAGUGCGUUAACAGAGGAAAGUAAACUUAUUGAUGAAUGUUGUGGAAAUCACUCGCAGGUCAAAUCCUCACACAGUCAUUCAUUUACACCAGCGUCCGUUCCUAGGUUAAUGGGUAAUUCUGAGAACUUAUGCCUUUUGAAAUCCACUUGCCAAAUCGAUCACAUUUCUUAAUUCUUCGUUGUGUCACUUUCAUGCGGUGACAUUGGAAGCAUUUCUACCCAAACAAAUCAAGGAGAGGGCAGAUUGUACUAUCUUGGCCUUUUUCCACCUCUCCCUUUUGAUCUAAAAUUUGUUCUCGGAUUAAAAUUAGACUUUUUUCGCGGACCUUUUCUUCCGCCCCUUCCACGACCCCGAUUUCUUCUCUUUGUAUUCCAGUUUUUUCCCGCCUUUUUCUCUUCCCAUUUAAUUUCCUUGUUGUUGGCGCUCCCUCGUUUGACAUCAUAAGUGCCGCCUCUUGACGCUUUGGAAUUUUCAAGCAGAUGGGCUAACUAGGAAAAAUAUUAAAAAAACAAACAAACGAAUACAAUUUAAAAAAGACCGCAUCGCAGUAGAGCAAUUUUCCAUCGAGUGUCAAAAGUAAUCGGCAUUGCUUUGUUUUUUUAUUUACUUCGUCAUGUGAUUGGCUAGAAACUCGCGCUACUUUCCCAACCAAUCAGAUACAAAGCUAAACCAAUAGUGAGCUGGUCUCUCUUUACCUUGACUUCUCAUUGGCCCGAAGAGUAAUAUCCUUUCUUCUGAUUGGCCGUUGUGAUUACUCUGGUUUUGGUUUUACCACACUCGAUCAAAAACCGCUCUUCUUUAGCAUCGAUGCUCUGAGGAACGUUCUGCUAUCACCUUUCUUUCCGAGCGAGUGUGUCCUCUCUCGCUGACUUGUUAAGAUUGCCUUCAAGUUAUUUAUUUUCGCACUAAAUUCAAAACAGGAGGGCAAUAUCGAACUUAACUGUUAGUGAAAACACCAGAGAAAUCACAACGACCAAUCAGAAGAGAGAAAGAUACCCUAAAGAGCCAAU
Molecule: messenger RNA, 2478 nt
Organism: Pocillopora verrucosa
Lineage: Eukaryota; Metazoa; Cnidaria; Anthozoa; Scleractinia; Pocilloporidae
Product: cation channel sperm-associated protein 1
Biological process (GO): transmembrane transport; flagellated sperm motility; calcium ion transport
Cellular component (GO): CatSper complex; membrane
Molecular function (GO): calcium-activated cation channel activity; voltage-gated calcium channel activity
Source: RefSeq, a predicted model, not a curated record